AUGUUAUUUCUAUGUGUAACAAGAUUUAAUCUUAAGGAAGCUGAGGCAAAGCAGCUCCAGCAGUUCUUUUCAUUAGCUGAGCUCGAGUCAUUAAAGGAGGAACUUAAUGAUCAUACAGAGGAUGCUGAGCUUGAUUUGAUUAGUGAUAAUGAGGAGGAGGAGGAGGAGGAGGGAAUAUAG
Molecule: messenger RNA, 180 nt
Organism: Penicillium robsamsonii
Lineage: Eukaryota; Fungi; Ascomycota; Eurotiomycetes; Eurotiales; Aspergillaceae
Exons: 2
Coding region: 1-180 (59 amino acids)
Source: RefSeq, a predicted model, not a curated record